AAUAAAAUUCUUCCUUGCAAGAAGCAACAUUGUCAACUCUGUAAAUUUGGGCCAAAACUUUGUAAACCAUUGGGAAACUUAAGGACUUUGACUUCGAGAACAACUUUAGUCCAGAGUAUUUAUAGCUUAUCUUGACCUUGAGCUUAAUUAAACAAUAUGAUGUGACAAUUAAAAUCUCCUAAGCAAGCAGUAAUCGCGUGAAGCCUCUACAGAAUGGACGGGCGAGUGUUGUCGGUGCAAAGUCACGUAGUGCACGGUUACGUGGGCAAUAAAAGUGCAGUUUUUCCUUUACAAUUACUGGGCUUUGAUGUAGACAACAUUAAUUCGGUGCAAUUAUCCAACCACACUGGUUACAAAAGUUUUGCUGGUCAGGUGCUAACUGAUAAGGAUUUAGUACAGUUAAGCACAGGACUAAUUGAUAAUGGCUUAGAUGAGUAUUCUCACAUUUUAUCUGGUUAUAUUGGUUCAUCGUCAUUUUUGUAUGAAGUCACCAAGCUAGUCACACAUUUGCGGACCAAAAAUCCAGACAUCUGCUAUGUUUGUGAUCCUGUAAUGGGAGACAAUGGUAAAUUAUACGUACCUCAAGAGCUAGUCACCAUCUAUAAGGAGUUUGUAGUCCCCCUGGCCACCAUUCUCACCCCAAACCUAUUUGAAGCUGAGCUCCUAACUGACCUGAAAAUCAACAGUGUGGAAGACGUCUGGAAAGCCAUCGAAAUCUUACAUGGCAGAGGUUGCCCCACUGUUGUAAUAUCAUCCGCAGACCUCGGCGACGGAGAGCUCCACGUCUUCGCCAGCCACAAAGGUGCGGACGUUAAAAGGGUGACAAUGAAGAUCCCAAAGAUUCCCGCACAGUUCACAGGCACCGGGGAUCUAUUUGCCGCCCUGUUUUUGGCAUGGAUGUACAAAACUCAAGACCUUAAAGAGUCUGUGGAGAAAACAAUAGCUUCUUUACAAGCUGUCCUGACCAGAACUUAUGAACAUGUUUUAGUUUCAGGCAAAGAAAUGAACGUAAAGAACUUGGAGUUGAAGUUGAUACAAAGUAAAAAGGAUAUUGAAGAGCCUCAGAUCAAGUAUGAGGCUGAAAUUGUUGAUUAAUUUGCUUUUUUUACAAUCACCGUAAAUCAAAGUCUUCCAAAGUAUACAUAGAUGUGUGUUGUUAAUAGAUUUGUUAUGUUUAAGCAUUAAAUUUUAUUAUAUACAGCAUAUUAUAUAUAAACAAUAAUAAAUAAAUAUUAUGCAAUGUGUAAAUAAUGAAACAAA
Molecule: messenger RNA, 1260 nt
Organism: Aethina tumida (small hive beetle)
Lineage: Eukaryota; Metazoa; Arthropoda; Insecta; Coleoptera; Nitidulidae
Product: pyridoxal kinase
Exons: 6
Coding region: 214-1095 (293 amino acids)
Biological process (GO): pyridoxal 5'-phosphate salvage
Cellular component (GO): cytosol
Molecular function (GO): pyridoxal kinase activity
Source: RefSeq, a predicted model, not a curated record